AUGAAUACAAACAAAUUGAGAAUGAGUAAGUCUUUGAUUAGAUAACGAUAAUCUCCAAUACCCCCAUUAGAAAUAAAACUCUAUGUUGGUUAACCUUUAAGUUAAUCACCUCCUUAAUAAAAAUUACAUCAAAUGACUUUUUAGUAAAGAUUAAGGUUGUAUUAUAAAUCUCAAAACACUUUAACUCCAAAACCAUGGAACCCACCUUCUGAAGAAUAUGGAACAAUUUUAAGAUUGAUUUCUGUACAUGAAGUAAUUAAACCAAAAAAAAAAGAAUUGUAAAGUCGAACCUCAAAAAAUAUAUUAGGCAAAACAAAUAUUCAUAAACGAUUUGUGACAGACAUGCCUAAAAUUUAAAAUGAUAUUGCUCCCAAGAAAAUAACAUUAAAUUUUAAAUCACCCAUUAAUAUAUUGAAUAAAAGUAAUUCUUUUGGACCUUGGGAUUCUCCUUUUUGA
This is a messenger RNA of Paramecium sonneborni, 456 nucleotides long. Lineage: Eukaryota; Ciliophora; Oligohymenophorea; Peniculida; Parameciidae. The record is from the annotation of a GenBank genome assembly.